Cynoglossus semilaevis (tongue sole) is the source of this 3327-nucleotide messenger RNA. RefSeq names its product immunoglobulin superfamily, member 8 (gene igsf8). The transcript is spliced from 9 exons. The record is from RefSeq and is a predicted model, not a curated record. The coding region runs from base 853 to 2757 and encodes 634 amino acids. Lineage: Eukaryota; Metazoa; Chordata; Actinopteri; Pleuronectiformes; Cynoglossidae. Gene Ontology annotation, cellular component: membrane.
GCACCUGCGUAGCGACUCCGCUACACUUCCUCCCGCAGUUGAGCGCUAACCGCAGUUUAGGGAGGGUUGAAAACUCUGUGGAGGAGGUUCGUAAAGGGUAAAUAUAUACGUAAAUAAUAUAAUAACUAUCUCGUCUUUCUUUUCGCGGUGGGAACAAUAAAUUACCGAUAGGAGAGGGACCACUGUACUUCCGUAAUUAGUUAGUUCUGAAUUUACAUACUGUGUACUGACUGUUUCGAAGUGUACGCAUGUUUAUAACCGUUUAAUUUCCCUAUUUGCUUUAAUUAAUACGUAUACCAAUUGAUACGUUAUAUUGAAAUUUGACGAAGCCACUCGAAGGUAGAGAGAGACCAACCAAUUCUCCCGACAUACAGCUGGACUACAUGCGCUCUGCUCUGCUGCCAUCUUGCGGUUUCAUGCGUCUCUAACAAUUACUAUUGUCAUUGGUUCAAACUGCCAUCUUCCCUCCCUCGUCCAAUGGCACCAGCUUCACUUAUUUUGCAUGCACGCUCCUCCCUUUUAUUACUUACCACCCCUCCUCACCCACUCCACACACACACACACCCUAAUCAUACCCCCACUGUGAUGCCUGCAACUGCGUGGCCAGUCUGAAAAGCGUGUGUCUAUCAGGGGCCGGAAUAACCCGAACCAUCAUGGCCCGGUAGAUGUGACGACGGAGAUACACGAAGAAGAGCUUCACUGUGCACAUGACCACCCUGCUGUUUUGAUGGUGGACACGGUCGCUGUAGUCGCUGCUCUGUAGUAUGAUCGGCGGCGAACGACCUCAGAAACACACAGAAACACACACUCUGAGCUGAGUCGUCCAUCUGGACACCGGAGGAGGGGGAGAAGAUGAGGAGGACGAUGGUGGCUUCAGUGAAAACAGCUCCAUUUGUGUUUCUACUCUGGGUGCUUCACUGUGCGUUGGGUCGAGAUGUGACUCUACCCCUGGGACCUCUGUACCGCGUGGCAGGGUUUCCCCUGGCUGUGCCCUGUGCGGUGUCAGCGUACGAAGGACCACGUACUCAGGACUUUGAGUGGUUCCUGUACAGGGAUGAUUCCGGGGGGAGGCAGUUGGGAGUGGUUUCCACCAGAGACAAAGACUUCCCGUACACACCUUUCCAGGCCCGGGUCAGAAACGGGGAAGUGAGAAUAGAGAGGGAUUCCGGGGACGCCGUCCGACUGGUGAUCCAGAAACUCCGAGCUGAUGACCAGGGAAAGUACGAGUGUUACACACCCAGCACGGACAGUGUUUACCAGGGGAACUACAGUUCCAUGGUAGAGGUCAAAGUGAUUCCUGACACACUCCAGAUCAGCUUCACCCGCUCCCUCACCAGCCAGCCGGUGCCAGAAGGCGCUGAGGUGAAGCUCACAUGCUCAGCCAGCAUCCAGUCGGAGCAGCUCACCCAUCUGUCCAUCACGUUUGGGAAGCGGGGCGUGGGGGAGAGUUCGGGCAGCGGAGCAGGAGGGGAGGUCAGCACCGUGAGAGAGAUUAUCUCCAUCGACAACAUGCUGGCCGUGGUCCCUGGACGUUCCUUCAAGAAGCGCUACGACGAUGGCGAGAUCACGUUGGAGAAGAGGAACGGAGAGGGAGGCCAGGGCGUGUACGUGAUGAGGAUAAAAGCGGUGCAGCCCGACGACAGCGGCUCGUACUUCUGCGAGGCCGCGCAGUGGAUCCGGGACCCGGAUCGAUCCUGGCAGAAGAUCGCACAGAGGACGCUGGACGUUGGCAACCUGACCGUGCAGCAACUAGCGGAGUCCCUGAGUGUGACGUCCUCACCCAGAGGGGAGGUGACCUUGCAGAUUGGUACGCCCCUUAUUUUGACUUGUGAGGUGCUGGGGUUGCCAUCAGACGUCAACUCUGGUCUGCUGGUCCAGUGGAUGAAGAGGGGGUCUGGGGGCCCUGAUGGAGUCACUGCUGGAGGAGUGGAGGUGGAAGUGGCCCGUAUGAGCACAGAUGGCGUUGUCAGCUGGGGCGACGACCUCAGCAGAGCCAGUGGCGGCUCCAUGGAGAAGGUGGCAGAGGGCAGGUACACGCUGAAGCUCUUCUCAGCCCGGCCCUUGGACACUGGGUCGUAUCGGUGCGUGGUGAGCGUAUACGCCGGAAGGAGGAACCCUGGUCCUUCCGUGGCAGCAACGCUCACUCAGAAGUCCGAGGGCGUCGUCGUUAACCUGAAAACCAAAGAUGUGAAGGUCUCAGCUGUGGCUCAGCUCAAACGAGGCCCCCUCCUUAAAAGGGGCAGCACCAUCACCCUCAUCUGCAACGCCACCAUCACGACCACACGUCCGGCCCAGGCUCGGGUCAAGUGGCUGCAGUGGCCGUUGCCCGAGCCUUUUGUCAGGCGUUCGUCGUCCGACGCCGCUCCUCUGGACGCCCCUAAAAAACCCAAACUGGUGGCGUAUCUGACGUACGACGGCGUCGCAAAUAUAAUCACCAACGGCAGUGAGAUUAGCGUCGACCGUCUGUCGGCUGUCGGCUACAGACUGAGGGUCCACACGGCCACCAUGGAGGACCAGGGCAUGUACGCGUGCAGUGUCGAGGCCUGGAGUCAGGAUCCGCACGGAGGCUGGUACAACACGGGAGUGGAGGCGGAGUCAAAUGCAGUGACCGUUUACCUGUAUGCAAGAGUUGAGGACCUCCUCUUCAUCCCUCUGAUCGUCGGGGUCUCCUCCGCCCUGUUCGUGGGCAUCGUCAUCAUCGCCUCGGUGACCUGUUGCUUCAUGAAACGGCUGGCGAGGCAGCGGGCUCGAAAAUAGAUGUCCAGCGUUUGCCACUCACGAGGAGGCUGCGAUUGAGGGGAAAAAAAAAAAAAAAAAGUCCAGACGUAACUAGUAGGGAUGUAACGACGCAUCGUGAAUCGGUUGAAAAUCGAUACAAGUCCGUGACAAUUCGCAUCAGUUGACGUAAAAAAAAAUAGCACGCGUCGAGGUGUACGGAGUAGGCUGUUAUCUCCAAAAGUCAGUGGUCACGCCACGAAACAGUGUUUGUGUAAAGUUAAUAUUUUUAUAUUCUUUUGUCGUUUAAAAUAUUGACAGUCAGUGAGGUGAAUCAGACCAGAGCAGUUAUAGACUUUUAACGAGAGGAGAUGAACGUACAUUUUGCAUAGUUACUUAGGUUCAAUUUAAUGUGAGUCUCCGUGAGUGCAUUGUUACAUCCCUACUAACUAGUAGAUCUGUGAAACCUGUGUUUGUAAAAACAAAACAUAAUUUUCUGCACUAUGUACAUGAUUUAAUAUUCACUGCCAAAUAAUGACUUGUAUUUUUUUAUCUAAUCACUCCCAGAGUGCUGUGUCACACCCACACAUAAACAAUAUCUUAAAUUCGAAA